This is a messenger RNA of Trypanosoma conorhini, 372 nucleotides long. Its product is annotated as elongation factor 1-gamma (EF-1-gamma). Gene Ontology annotation, biological process: translational elongation. The annotation marks the transcript as partial. The transcript has a single exon. Lineage: Eukaryota; Euglenozoa; Kinetoplastea; Trypanosomatida; Trypanosomatidae. Gene Ontology annotation, cellular component: nucleus; cytoplasm. The record is from RefSeq and is a predicted model, not a curated record.
AUGUCCCUCACGCUGUGGAGCGGUGUGAGCCCUGAGAACGCGCGCAUGCACAAGAUUCUGGCUGCGGCCGCCCUCGCCAACGUGCCCGUGACGCUGAGGCCGUGCGAGUACGGCCGCGAGAACGAGACGGCGGAUUACUGCCGCAACUUCAGCCCCUGCGGCCGCUACCCCGUGCUGCAGACGGAGGGGGGCUGCGUCUUCGAGUCGAACGCCAUCCUGCGCCACAUCGCGCGCCUCGACCGGAGCGGCGGCUUCCUGUACGGCCGCACGCCGCUGGAGGGCAGCCAGGUGGACAUGUGGCUCGACUUUGCGGCGACGGAGCUGGACGCGGCCGUGGUGCCGUUUGUGCUGCACGCCUUCCGCGGCGAGCCG